Nematostella vectensis (starlet sea anemone) is the source of this 2008-nucleotide messenger RNA. RefSeq names its product filament-like plant protein 1. The record is from RefSeq and is a predicted model, not a curated record. The coding region runs from base 251 to 1408 and encodes 385 amino acids. The transcript has a single exon. Lineage: Eukaryota; Metazoa; Cnidaria; Anthozoa; Actiniaria; Edwardsiidae.
GUAAAGUGGUAAUAGCGUGUGGAGUGGCCAGUUCGGUAACGCUACGACGUGUGAUAGACGCGGAAAAGCAGCUGUUGUAACCAACUCAAUAGCGAGUGAUAGAGCCAGUGAGAAGGGGAUUUGCGAUGCAUCAAGCGGAGUUUUUGAGAGAGCCAUAACAAUAGUCCAGGGAGUUGAUUUUGACGAGAAAGCUAUCAGCACCAUAAGCUUGAAGAGAAGCGUCUGUGACAAAAUACACCAAGAGACGAAAAUGCUGCCACAAAAAACGGAAAAGGAUGAGCAUAUUGAGCCAAGUGGAUUCGUAAUGGUAAAACAAUUGAGGAUGGAUGAAAUCGAUGGCAAUUUGAAUUUAGUAAAGAGUAAAAUGCCGCAUAAAGGGGAAGACAUUGAACAAGUAAAAGCAAGUGUUGUAGAAGACAGUGGUGAUUUUUUAGAUGGCAUCACGACCAAUAAUAUACAGCAUAAUGAAGGCGAUUUCGUAGACAAUGAAAUCCCAUGUCCUGAAGACCUUGAUAUGUGGAGAAAAUUAAGAGAGUUCGAGGAGCGAGAAGUAGAACUAAAAGAAGAAAUAUUCGAGUUAGAAAACCAAGUCGAGACAUUAAAACUGGAGAAACUAAAACGCGACCGAGAAAUAGAGCGAUUGGAGGCACUUUUACGCAAAUCAGCAAAAGAGAAUAACAGACUGUUCAUGAAUGAAAACGCAGCGGAAGAAACUAUUUUAGAAAUGCGUGUUGAGUUGGAAAAUUGGAAGACGAAAGCGCAAGAUAUCGACGCUAAAUUAGAGACGACGAGAAGGCUGCAUCAAGAGGAAACAAUUUGCUACGAGAAUCAGAUAAAUGAGGUAAAUGAGGAAAUACAAAAAGAGAAAGAUAUCGGACUUCAAAAAAGUAAAAGAUUACAAGAGAUGGAAUUAGAAUUGCGGGAAUACAAACAGCGACUUUCUUCCGUCGGUAUACAUAAUUUAAGCUCUGUUAAAGAGUCUGGCUUUUCUGACUGCUCUAAAGAUGAGGAUUUGUUGGCUCUUUCACACGAGCUAAACGAGUUAUACCGCGAACACCUCCACUGCCAAGAAAAGAUAAACAUCGCAGAAAAAGAGCUCGAUGUAAAGGCAAAAGAACUCGAAGAAACGCAAGGCCAGAACGAAAGCAAAAAUAUUGCACUCCAGAAUUUUAAAGAAAAAUAUGCGGAACUAGGGGAUAUUGUCAUGGCGACCAAACAAGAAAACAUGCACCUGCGCAACAGAUUGGCGCAGAAAUACAAAGAGAACGAGACCCUACGGCGGAAGUGUCUCCUGCAUGAGACCGAGGCUAAAUGGCUGAAAGACGCGCUAAACAUCGUCAGUGAAAAUCGUAAAAGAACCGUCAGGAAUAAAGAUAUUAAGCUAAAUCAAGAGAGCUCUUUUGGCUGAAUAGAUAUUAUAAUGCAAUUGCAUCGAGUUAAAUUGCUUAUUUAUAAUAUAUGUGUUGGUUAAGUAAAGAAGUUUGUGAUAUUUUGAAAUAUAAUUAUAUAAAAGUAUUAGUACUGAAAUGUCUAAAUGGCUUUUCCAAUAUAUUUUUCUAGCUAUAACACUAAUUGCCAUGAUUUCCAAGCCAUGGUAAAAACCGUAAAUCUAGACAAGAUUUAAUUAAGCCAAGUUGGAUCAACAGUGUUGGUCUGCAAACAGACCUGUAUCAAACUACAGCAACGAAUAUCUGAUUCAAGCCAAAUUGUUACUACAGCUCCUAUUUCAGCACUGUGUUAUGUAUUAUAUCUUCCGUUAUAAACGUUGCAUAAAUAGCAUUUUAAAAAAUCGGGAAAUUCGCGAAAGUUUAAGAAGAUCAAUCGUGCCGCCGUUAUGGUUAUUUUGAAGUUAUCUUGCGUAUAAACCGUAAUAUUUUCAUUUCUAAUCAACAGACAGGAUUGGCUGAUUGACUUUCUUUAAAGAUACACGAAAAUAAAAUUUGAAAGCUGCGUUUUCUUCACUCCCAUUUGUUUCUGUGAUAAUUAAAUAAAGAAACUAUUUAUAUAA